CUCGGGCACAGCUGGAGCGCAUGGCGGCCCCUCGCCUCGCUCCCGCCGAACCGGCCCGCGCUGGGAAGCGCCGCCGGCGCCGCCCUCGGCCCCGCAGCACCGGGGACAGUCCCGCUCCCCGCCCCGCCCCCGCGGCGUUCGGCGGCCCGGGGCGCCCGUCGGGGCCCACCUCGACCCCUCGCUCGGAGCAGCCCCCGCGGGUUCGGUGCUCCGCGCAGGCCGCGACCCCCGGCGCGCACACGGGCGGGACCCCGCUGGGAGCGGGGGGACCCGCGGGGGCCGCGCCCCCCAUCCCGCCGCGCUGCCGGGAGAGCAGGCAGGGGAGCGGGAGCCCGAGCACGUCCAGCGCGGAGUCCAGUCCGCGUUUUGCGGGUGCGCGGGAGCGAUCGGGGCGGAGGGGGCGAUGGCUGCCGGCGCUGGCUCGCUCGCUCGCUCUUGCCAUGCUGGGCCAGCGCGGCUCCGGCAGACGUGUGUUUACCCAUAUCCGGGUUAGGGAGGAAAGGAGGAGGAAAAAAAAAGUUUCAUUUAAACCUGAACAAAAAAACUUUCAACAUGAAAUCACACAGCGGGAACGGGCACGGACCGUAA
Messenger RNA from Oenanthe melanoleuca, 588 nucleotides. Its product is annotated as translation initiation factor IF-2-like. The record is from RefSeq and is a predicted model, not a curated record. The annotation marks the transcript as partial. The transcript has a single exon. Lineage: Eukaryota; Metazoa; Chordata; Aves; Passeriformes; Muscicapidae.